AUGCAGGAGUGUGCACCAAGACCUUGCAAGUUUUGCGAGUCUGCACUCGCCAGGUACACCUGCCCAAGGUGCAAUUGUGGGUACUGCUCUAUCAAAUGCUACAAGGAUGCCAGACACCAAGGCUGCAGCGAGGACUUCUACAAGGACUGGGUCCAGACUUACUUGCGCAUGGAACAGGCCAACCCUGAAACCCAGCGAAAGAUGGUGGGCAUACUAAAGGCCGUCCAGAAAGAAGAAGAAGGAGAAGAUGAUGACCAGGAAACGGACGAAGUGGCUGCUCUCGUCCAACGUCUGGAACAGACUGACAUCGACGCUGAAACUGCCUGGAGCUAUCUCACCCCAGACGAGAGGCAAGAGUUUGAACGCAUGGUUCAGACAGGUGAUGUUGCAAAGCUUGUUCCACUAUGGAAGCCAUGGUGGGAAGAAACGGCCCUUGUCAGCGAAGUGACGGCGGAGGAGAGCUCCAAGCAGACUGUCCAGCCUCUCGGCACGUUGACAAGCAAGCCGCCUGCAGCAUGUGUCGUGAACAGUGUGGUGAACGUUUUGUGUAGCUACGUCCAUGUUAUACGACUGUACAAUGGGGAGAUGGUUCCUCAGAGUGCGGAAGAGUUCCUUAGCAUCAGCUCAGUUUUGACAGAUGAUGCUGUGUAUGGCACCUCCGCUGAAGCUGUUCAGGCUGUGCUGCAAAAAGUCGUCAUGAGUCAAAGUGUGACGGCUACUGAAGAGCUCCCAUCUUUGCUCAGAGCCUUUCGGAAGUUUCUGGGAAGUCCGCGAUUGAAGGACAAUGCACUGAGAGCUUUGGAUGAAACUCGUAGUGUAUUCGAAGCAGCAACAAGAGAACCUGAAUGCCAGAGGGAGCUGAAAGUAAAGCUUCGACGGGCUAUAAAAAAGGUUGAGUACAUGAUGUCGUGGACAGUGGAGCAUGGAGAUAAACUGCUGUCAUGCCUAAAUGACAUUGACGUUGAAGCUCUUGCAGUUGCCGAGAAUGUGUCAACAUUUGAGGAGGCACGCAAGGUAGUUGAGGAACAGAGGAAUACGACCUCGAAGCCAAGAGUGCUGAUUGAAGAGCUCAACUAAGUUCCAUGUGACACUAAUGACACCAUCGUCAUAUAGGCAUCUCCUGUCAAUAAAGUUUGUGAAUUAAGUCACAC
Dermacentor silvarum is the source of this 1151-nucleotide messenger RNA. RefSeq names its product zinc finger HIT domain-containing protein 2. The transcript has a single exon. Lineage: Eukaryota; Metazoa; Arthropoda; Arachnida; Ixodida; Ixodidae. The record is from RefSeq and is a predicted model, not a curated record. Bases 1 to 1077 code for a protein of 358 amino acids.